AUGUUUACUAGAAAGAAAAAGGUUAUAAUAGCGUACUAUUUGUACAAAAAAAUGCAGCAGAAAGAAAAAAGAAAGAAAAAAAUGUGGGUACAUCCUAUUUUAUUGGAAAGAAAAAGAUAUGGUAUUUUCUACACUCUUUUUGAAGAUUUAAAGAAAGACGAAACAAAGUUUUUUAAUUUCUUUCGAAUGAGUCAAGUAACAUUUCAAAAAUUAUUAACAUUAGUACAAGAUAAAUUAAGGCAUGAUGAUACUAAUAUGCGUGAAUCUAUUACACCUGCUGAACGAUUGGCUGUUACCUUAAGGUACUUGGCAUCAGGAAGUACAUUUACAGAUCUUCAAUACACAUUUAGAAUCGGAAUAAAAACAAUAAGCUAUAUUGUUCGAGAAGUAUGUACAACAAUAUGGACUGAAUUGUGUAAUAUAUAUAUGAAAAUUCCAUCCAAGGACGACUGGUUAAUGAUAGCUAAUAAUUUUGAAAGCGCUGCAAAUUUUCCUCUAUGCUUAGGAGCCAUAGACGGUAAGCAUAUUAGAGUCAUAAAACCCGAACAAAGUGGAUCAAUGUUUUUAAACUACAAACACUACUUUUCCAUCGUACUAAUGGCCGUGACAGACACUAACUAUAAUUAUAUUUUUAUCGAUGUUGGUGCAUACGGAAAAGAAUGCGAUUCAGCGGUAUUCAAACAAACACAAUUUUGGAAAAACUUAUUAAAUGAUAGAUUGAACAUACCAUCAUCUACAAAUAAACUAGGAACUGAUUGUGAUCUACCUUACGUAUUCGUUGCUGACGAAGCAUUUGUACUACAUGAACAUGUACUUCGACCGUUUGGUGGUCAUCAACUCGAUGAAUUAAAAAGUACAUUCAACUACCGUUUGACAAGAGCAAGACGGUAUGUUGAAUGUACAUUUGGAAUAAUGGCGAAUAAAUGGCGAAUUUUACAUCGACCAUUAAAUGUAUCUACGGAUUUAGCAGUUGAUAUAGUAAAGACUUGUUGUUUGUUGCAAAAUUUUAUUCACAAAGAAGAGGGAAUUAUUAAUAGUAUAUCUAGCGAUUCAACUACUGAAAAUCUAAACUCCGAUCUACGCCAAUUACCUCGUUCAAAUUCGGUAAGAGGUAGCUUAACAUCAAAUAUGAUUAGAAAUAAAUUUGCUGAGUACUUUGUGUCACCAGAAGGGAGAUUACCGUGGCAGAAUCAGUAUAUUUAA
Molecule: messenger RNA, 1203 nt
Organism: Macrosiphum euphorbiae (potato aphid)
Lineage: Eukaryota; Metazoa; Arthropoda; Insecta; Hemiptera; Aphididae
Source: the annotation of a GenBank genome assembly